AUGGAAGUUAUAGAAAGUAAAGAAUGUUUGUGGGAUAUAACCAAGAAAGUGUCCAAAGAUAAAAUUUUGCGUAGAAAUGCAUGGCGCGAUGUUUGUGCCUUUUUAGAGCUGAAUUUUGAGGAUAUGGACCAGAAAAACAAAGACGAAAUUACAAGUGAUGUCAUGAACAAGUGGAGUAACAUUCGAGACACAUUUAUAAAGUCCCUUAAGACUAAGUCAGGACAAGCUGCAAAAGUACAUGUAAAAAGUACAUUUACAGUGAUAACCUACAAUUUUUACUCAAGACUGUAA
Messenger RNA from Parnassius apollo (apollo), 291 nucleotides. The record is from the annotation of a GenBank genome assembly. NCBI's taxonomy places the organism in Eukaryota, Metazoa, Arthropoda, Insecta, Lepidoptera, Papilionidae.